Molecule: messenger RNA, 363 nt
Organism: Gastrolobium bilobum
Lineage: Eukaryota; Viridiplantae; Streptophyta; Magnoliopsida; Fabales; Fabaceae
Exons: 2
Coding region: 1-363 (120 amino acids)
Source: RefSeq, a predicted model, not a curated record
AUGACUGAAAGAACUCUAGUCCCAAUAUUUGUCUUCUGGGCUUUCCUUACAAUAAUCACACCAACACUUAUUCUCUUGUCAGAGAAUUCAAAGGCCGACCCCGAUUUAAACGGGAACAUAACCGAGGGAAUGAAGGUCAGAAGAAUGAUAAGGACACCACCAGCGCCAACCAAGUCUGUGGUUGCUGAAGAGGAACUUGCCUCAGCACCAGCACCAGUACCAGUACCAUUACCAUUACCAACUCCUACAGGGUCAUCACACACACAUCAUAAUCUUACUCAUAUAAGCAAUAGGACCGAUGAUGGGAUUACGCUCUCCUUUCCUGAAAUACUCCUCCAAGUAAAAAAAACAAAUGUCAGAUAG